AUGGGUCCCCGCACCGCCAAGUUUGGGCCCCGAGGCUCCGCGCAGGUGGUGCAAGCCAGAGAAACCGGCGGCCACUACACUGAAGCUCCCCUCUCCAGGGCUCCUAGAACCCCUAGAAGCCGCCUCCAGCCCCUUGGCGCGCCCCCCACACACACACACCGCCCCAACCCCCCCAGUCCCUGCAAACCCGGGCAGGCCCCGUCCUACUGGAGCCUGCGCGGGGCCGGGAUCUCGGGCGCCCCCCGCCUCCCUCCGGGAUGCGGGUCUGCAGAGCGCAGGGACCCCGGGGUGGGGGGGGGGGGGGGGCUCCCGCCGCGGUUGGGGCGCGCACGGAUCCCCUGGAGAGACCCCGGCCCCCGGGGCGCUGGGGAGGGCGCGCCUUCCCCCAAGCCAACCCCCCAGGCCGCCCGGGCCUGCUUCCGGGAGCGCCCGACGCGCCCGCCUCCCCGCGCCCCUCCCCAGCUCCGCCCCGAACCCGGGGGUCCUCUCCGCGGGCGGAGGGCGCGCCCCGGGCCCGGCGACGCGGGCCGCAGCCAGCCCCCUGCCGCAGCCCCGCCCGCCCCGCGCGGCCCCGGCCCCUCGCCGCCGCCCCGCGCCGCUCCCCGGCCGCUGACCUGGCUCCACGAAGCCCCGCGCGCAGCGACGCAGCAGCUGCGCCACGAUCAGCGCCGCGCCCACCGCGUACACCCGCAGGGCCGCCCGCGCCGCGGACAAAGGCGACAUGGCUGCCCCGCCGCCGCCGCCGCCGCCGCUUCCGCGCCGCCGGCCGGACUCGGAGCCCCGGGCCGGACGGCGGAAACGCGCCCGCGCCGGCCCGCCCCGCGCCGCGCCCACGCCCCGCCCCGCGCGCGCGCGCCCCCGACGCCCCGAGCGCGCCCCCGCCCCUGCGCGCGCCCUGACUCCCCGAGCGCGCCCGCGCCGGCCCGCCCCGCGCCGCGCCCACGCCCCGCCCCGCGCGCGCGCGCCCCCGACGCCCCGAGCGCGCCCCCGCCCCUGCGCGCCCCCGCCCCUGCGCGCGCCCUGACUCCCCGAGCGCGCCCGCGCCGGCCCGCCCCGCGCCGCGCCCACGCCCCGCCCCGCGCGCGCGCCCCCGACGCCCCGAGCGCGCCCCCGCCCCUGCGCGCGCCCGCGCCGGCCCGCCCCGCGCCGCGCCCACGCCCCGCCCCGCGCGCGCGCCCCCGACGCCCCGAGCGCGCCCCCGCCCCUGCGCGCGCCCUGACUCCCCGAGCGCGCCCGCGCCGGCCCGCCCCGCGCCGCGCCCACGCCCCGCCCCGCGCGCGCGCGCCCCCGACGCCCCGAGCGCGCCCCCGCCCCUGCGCGCGCCCUGACUCCCCGAGCGCGCCCGCGCCGGCCCGCCCCGCGCCGCGCCCACGCCCCGCCCCGCGCGCGCGCCCCCGACGCCCCGAGCGCGCCCCCGCCCCUGCGCGCGCCCUGACUCCCCGAGCGCGCCCGCGCCGGCCCGCCCCGCGCCGCGCCCACGCCCCGCCCCGCGCGCGCGCCCCCGACGCCCCGAGCGCGCCCCCGCCCCUGCGCGCGCCCGCGCCGGCCCGCCCCGCGCCGCGCCCACGCCCCGAGCGCGCCCCCGCCCCUGCGCGCGCCCUGACUCCCGCCCCGCGCCGCGCCCACGCCCCGCCCCGCGCGCGCGCCCCCGACCCCCGCGCGCCCCCGACGGCCCGAGCGCGCCCGCGCCGGCCUGCCCCGCGCCGCGCCCACGCCCCGCCCCGCGCGCGCGCGCCCCCGACCCCCGCGCGCCCCCGACGCCCCGAGCGCGCCCCCGCCCCUGCGCGCGCCCUGACUCCCGCGCCGCGCCCACGCCCCGCCCCGCGCGCGCGCGCGCCCCCGACCCCCGCGCGCCCCCGACGCCCCGAGCGCGCCCCCGCCCCUCCGCGCGCCCUGACUCCCCGAGCGCGCCCGCGCCGGCCCGCCCCGCGCCGCGCCCACGCCCCGCCCCGCGCGCGCGCCCCCGACGCCCCGAGCGCGCCCCCGCCCCUGCGCGCGCCCGCGCCGGCCCGCCCCGCGCCGCGCCCACGCCCCUGCGCGCGCCCUGACUCCCGCCCCGCGCCGCGCCCACGCCCCGCCCCGCGCGCGCGCCCCCCGACGCCCCGAGCGCGCCCCCGCCCCUGCGCGCGCCCUGACUCCCGCCCCGCGCCGCGCCCACGCCCCGCCCCGCGCGCGCGCCCCCGACCCCCGCGCGCCCCCGACGCCCCGAGCGCGCCCGCGCCGGCCUGCCCCGCGCCGCGCCCACGCCCCGCCCCGCGCGCGCGCGCCCCCGACCCCCGCGCGCCCCCGACGCCCCGAGCGCGCCCGCGCCGGCCCGCCCCGCGCCGCGCCCCCGACGCCCCGAGCGCGCCCCCGACUCCCGACCCCCGCGCGCCCCCGACGCCCGGAGCGCGCCCCCGCCCCGCGCGCGCCCCGACUCCUGCCCCGAGCGCGCCCCCGCCCCCGCGCGCCCCGACUCCCGGAGCGCGCCCCCGCCCCCUGCGCGCGCCCUGA
Budorcas taxicolor (takin) is the source of this 2493-nucleotide messenger RNA. RefSeq names its product basic proline-rich protein-like. The transcript has a single exon. Lineage: Eukaryota; Metazoa; Chordata; Mammalia; Artiodactyla; Bovidae. Bases 1 to 2493 code for a protein of 830 amino acids. The record is from RefSeq and is a predicted model, not a curated record.